CUCGCUAUGUCAAGUGAGCGAGCCAUAAGAAACUAGAACACGAAUACAAGAGUCAUUCUCUGUUCAGUUUCAGCCACAUUCAAUGGCAUCACUGCAAUGACAAAAGCCAGUUGCGCAACAAACUGUCUGCCAAAAAACCACCACUGUGACUUGCCACAAAGCAAAUGAGCACCACUCUUUUGCUGACAAAAUGAAAGAGAUGACAGGCAAAAUGUUCCACCACGAGAAUCACGGUCAGCAAUCCACCUGCCAUGGCUCCAAAACUCAACAAUCAGUAGGCCAUGGCUCCACGGCUAUGCAUGGUGGUUAUGCUAACCAUAGCCAGCAAACUGCAUGCCACGGCUCCAAAACUCAGCAUUCAGCAGGCCAUGCCUCCACUGCUAUGCACGGAAAUCAUACUAACCACUGCCAGCAGACUGCAUGCCAUGGCGCCAAACCUCAACAAUCAGGAUGCCAUGGCUCCACUGCUAUGCAUGGAAGUCAUGGUAACCACAGCCAGCAGACUGCAUGCCAUGGCUCGAAGAAGGAAGGGGGUUUCAUGCAUAAGAUAGGUGAUCAGCUGAAGACCAUGAGGAGAAAGAAGAACAAAGAUGGACGCUGCAGAGAUGGCAAAGAUAGCAGCAGCAAUAGCAGCAGUGAUGAGAGCGACAACGAGAACUGUGGAAGGAACAAGAGAGAGAGCUGCUGAAGAAGUAAGCUCCAAUACUCAAUAAGAGACAGAAGCUAUCCUACUAAUGAACUGUUGCUCAAUGUACUUUGUCUGAAAGCGAUGUCUGUGUCUGUGAGAGAAAGCUAAGUGAGGAUGUGCACUAUGAAUAAAUGCUAAUACUUCAAUGUACCUAUCACCUAUGGUCUAUCCAGUAAUGAAAUAAGUUUCUGAGAUCA
Nicotiana tabacum (common tobacco) is the source of this 885-nucleotide messenger RNA. RefSeq lists its product as uncharacterized. Lineage: Eukaryota; Viridiplantae; Streptophyta; Magnoliopsida; Solanales; Solanaceae. The record is from RefSeq and is a predicted model, not a curated record.